This is a messenger RNA of Culex quinquefasciatus (southern house mosquito), 1970 nucleotides long. RefSeq names its product maltase A1. The transcript has 3 exons. Gene Ontology annotation, biological process: carbohydrate metabolic process. The coding region runs from base 51 to 1889 and encodes 612 amino acids. The record is from RefSeq and is a predicted model, not a curated record. NCBI's taxonomy places the organism in Eukaryota, Metazoa, Arthropoda, Insecta, Diptera, Culicidae.
CAACUCCGACCGAUCAGUUGGUCGUGUUCGGUUGCGGCGUGAUCAUCGCGAUGUUACUCGGGAAGUUACUAGUUUUGUGCCUUUUAGCAGUAUGUGAAGCUCGGAUGCCACUCGGCGUCCGGGAGGCUCUGCUGGCGCUGAAACGGAACCCUCCGGCCAACAACGAGUGGUGGAAGACGGCCACUUUCUACCAGAUCUAUCCGCGAUCCUUCAAGGAUAGCAACGGCGAUGGGAUUGGUGAUCUGCGCGGGAUCAUCGAGAAGCUGCCCUACCUCAGGGAACUCGGAGUUCAGGGCUUCUGGAUGUCGCCGAUCUUCAAGUCUCCGAUGGCGGACUUUGGGUACGACAUCUCGGAUUACUACGACAUUCAGCCGGAGUACGGCACGAUGGCCGACUUCGAUGCGCUCGUGGCGGAAGCCAAGCAGCUGGGACUGAAGGUGAUCCUGGACUUUGUACCGAAUCAUUCGAGCGACGAGAACGAGUGGUUCAAGAAGUCGGAGAAUCGCGAGGCAGGAUUUGAGGACUUUUACGUGUGGCAUCCGGGCAAGCCGAAUCCGGCGGACCCGUCUAAACCUCUGCCACCGAACAACUGGGUCAGCUUCUUCCGAGGAUCUGCCUGGCAGUGGAGUGACAAGCGCAAAGAGUUCUACCUGCAUCAGUUUUCGGUGAAGCAACCCGACUUGAACUAUCGCAAUCCGCGGGUCGUCGACCAGAUGAAGGACGUCAUGCGGUUCUGGUUAAAGCGAGGUGUGGACGGAUACAGGAUCGAUGCCGUACCAACGCUGUUUGAGAUUGAGCCCGACGCAAGUGGGAACUACCUGGAUGAACCGUUGAGUGGGAACACGAAUGAUCCGGACGACCCAGGUUACACAAUCCAUAUCUACACGCAGGAUCGCAAUGAAACGCUGGACAUGGUGUACCAGUGGCGUGCCGUGUUGGAUGAGUUUCAGAAGGACAACGGCGGGGACGCGAGGGUUAUGAUGACGGAGUCGUACUCGAGGAUCGACAUCGUGAUGAAGUAUUACGGCAAUGGGACGGUGCUGGGAUCGCACAUUCCGUUCAACUUUCGGUUCAUAACGGACCUGGGGAAGGAUUCGUCGGCGAUGGACAUUGAUAACACGAUCAAGUACUGGAUGACCAAUAUGCCCACGGGGCAGGUGGCGAAUUGGGUGAUGGGCAACCACGACCAGCACCGCGUGGCCUCCAGAUUCGGCGAGAACAAAAUCGACCUCCUCAACAUGGUCCUGAUGUCCCUGCCAGGCGUGGCCAUCACCUACAAUGGCGAAGAAAUCGGCAUGACGGACGUGUGGAUCUCGUACAACGACACGGUCGAUCCGGCCGCUUGCAACGCCGGCCCGGACAAGUACCAGUACACGACGCGUGAUCCGGAGCGGACUCCGUUUCAGUGGGACGAUAGUAAGGACGCUGGGUUCUCAACGGCUAACCACACCUGGCUGCCAAUGUCGCCGAGCUAUCGGGAGGUCAACGUGAAUGUUCAGCAAGAGGUCGACGGGAAUAGCCACUUGAAGGUUUACAAGCGGUUGGGUUAUUUGCGGAGGAAUUUGGCUUGGAUGAAGGGAACGCUGAAGACUGCGGUUAGUGGGGACGUUUUGGUGAUCUUUAGGGAGUUGAAGGGUUACGACUCGAUGGUCACAUUGGCGAAUAAUGGGGUUGGUCAGCAGACGGUGGACAUCUCCAAGAUGGGUUACUUGCCGCUAGAGAAGUUUGGGGUUUAUCGAGCGGUUUCGGUGAAUUCUAUCCACCAGGAAGGUGAACCUGUAGCUGUUGGUAGGAUUGUACUGGAUCCAUUCGAGUCGGUUGUUAUCAGUGCCAAAAGUAACUAUUUCUACUAUGAAGUGCUCAACUCUCGACCCAAUGAUGGCAAAUAACUAUUAAUCUUAAAGUAAAUAUUGUCGAAGGUAAAUGUUAGUGCAAACCCAGAAGAAUAAUAAACACUUGACUGUAAUCAA